This is a messenger RNA of Closterium sp. Naga37s-1, 2658 nucleotides long. The record is from the annotation of a GenBank genome assembly. NCBI's taxonomy places the organism in Eukaryota, Viridiplantae, Streptophyta, Zygnematophyceae, Desmidiales, Closteriaceae.
AUGGGCGCGGCUAUCGCGCAACCAGCCGGGGACGGCUGUAACCGAAAGGCGGGCGCGCGCAAGCGGGCCGUCGUUCUAAGCCAUGGCGGCCCCUGGGUUCGUCGCGCGCAGUCUCUCGGUCGCCUGUGGUGGCCGCUCCUCCCGCUCUUGCUCUUCGUCAUGAUUAUCACACACGGCCAGCUUCUCGCAUUCCUCUUCCUCCGCAUUCCCCCGCACCCCAUCUCCGCAUCCUCCGCUGCGUCUUCCGAUUCUUCCGUCUCCGCCGCAGCCGCUGGGCUCAUCCUCUCUGUCCGUCAAGGCCUCUCGGCGUUCUCGUCCUUCUCCUCCGCAGCCGCAGCCGCAGCUGCCGGCGCCGGCGGAAUCGCGUGGUCGUUCGCGGUGGUUCUUAUCCGCGGCGUGUGCGAGCCGAUAGCAGCGCUACUGCUGCUCGAUUCGCUACUGCUCACGCUCUCCGGUCUCGUGCUCUGGCACAGGGCGCGGCGGCAAGAGCGCCUGCAGACAGCAGCCGCAAUCCACGCCAGAGCUAAUAAGAGAGCUACUAACGGGGUAGCUAGCGCGGAUGUUGGUAGUGGUGACGUGUGGGAGGAGAGUGGUAACAGCAUGGCGGUUAACUUGGGCGUCGCUGCGUCCGCCGGGUGCGACUGGGACGGCGCCGCCGCGUCCGCCGCGUCCGGCGGCGCGCUCCCCGCGACGUCCACGUGGCCGUCCGUGCUGGUGCAGCUGCCGAUGUACAACGAACGCGAGGUGUACGCGCGGGCGAUCGCCGCGGCUUGUAAUCUGGAAUGGCCGCGGGGGCGGCUCGUGGUGCAGGUGCUAGACGACAGCACGGACGAGGAGAUUUCGCGCGGAAUGUGCGCGGAGGUUGCGCGGUGGCGGAGCAAGCUGAGGUGCGGGGGCGCGAGCAAGGGCGCGCGGAACAGCUUCGGCGGAAGCAUCGACGUGCGGUACCGCCACCGCACGGACCGCGCGGGGUACAAGGCGGGGAAUCUCCGCGAGGGACUGACGGAACCGUACGCGCGCGCAUGCGCGUUCGUCGCGAUUCUCGACGCGGAUUUCGAGCCUUCCCCCGACUGGCUCCUCCGCUCCGUCGCGCCGCUCGCGCGCGACCCGCAGCUUGCGCUCGUGCAGACGCGCUGGGCGUUCAGUAACGAGUCGGAGUGCCUACUAACGCGUCUGCAGGCCGUGGAGCUCAAGUGGCACUUCUUAGCGGAGCAGCUGUUCAGCUCAUCCGCGUUACAGUGCUUCGGCUUCAACGGCACCGCGGGCGUGUGGCGCACAGCGGCAAUCGCGGACGCGGGGAGCUGGCGCGACGAUACGACCGUCGAGGAUAUGGAUAUCGCGGUUUGCUCCGCGGCGAAGGGAUGGCGCAUGCGGCUCGAGCCCACCGUGGAAUGCGCGAGCGAGGUCCCCGCAGGUUACGGCGCGUACAGGAAGCAGCAGCACCGGUGGACGAGCGGCCCCGCGAAUCUCCUGCGCCUGCGCGGCGGGGUCGUACUUACCGCGGAGCGGUCCGCGCUAAGCUGGCCCGCCAAGCUGUACUUUGUGGGGAUCUACAUGUUUCUUCGCCGGGCUGCCCGUCACUUGAUAGGAAUCUCCUUCUGGCUCUUCGUCCUGCCCGCGUAUCUCUUCUCCUCCGCGCUCCCGUCCGCCUUUUCCUCCGCCUCCGCUUCCGCCUCCGCGUUCCCCUUCCCCUGGGCAAUGGCGGCGCUAGUGCUUGUAUACCCACUCUGCCUGUUCGCAUUCUCCCCCUCGAAGCUCCGCCUGCUGCCUGCGUACUUCCUGUUCCUCGGCGCGCUUCUCCCGCUGCGCGCAUAUGCCACGGUGGCAGGGCUGCUCAACCUAUCCAGCUCGCACACGUGGGACGUGACUCAGAAGCUGGGCCGGCGCGGCGCGGGCGGCGCGAAAGGAGAGGAGGAGGCGCAUGGGGAUGUGGAGGCCGUUCCUCUGCCUCUUCGCCAAUUCCCACCUGCUCCCACCCCCCACCGCGUCGGCUCCUCUCUCCGUCCGCCUGCUACCACCGCGCAACCCAUGGCUCAACCCAUGCCUCAGAGCAUGAACCAGGGCGUAAACCACGCUGUGACUCACGGCGUGAACCAGGGGAUGGGCCAGCCAGGCAUGAAUCAGGGCGCGAGUCAAGGCGGAAUGGGUCAGCCGAUGGGCCAGGGCAUGGGUCCUGGUCCUGGGGGUAUGCUCCAGCCCGGGCCUGUGAUGCAGUAUAUGCAGCAGCCGAACAGCAACCCCAUGCCCGUGCAGUCACCCGCUCAGCCAGCAGCGCAGUCGCAGAUCGUGUGCACGGGGUGCCGCACGCUGCUCGUCUACCCCAACAACGCCUCCAACGUCCGCUGUGCACUCUGUCGCACGCUGCUCAUGUACGUGAGGGGCGCCACUAGCGUGCAGUGCUCCUGCUGCCACACCGUCAACCUCUCCUCUGACCCAAACCACGUGGCGCACAUCAACUGUGGGGGCUGUGGCAUGACGCUCGUAUACGCCAUGGGUGCACGCAGCGUCAAGUGCGCCGUGUGCCAGUUUGUCACCCAAGUCAUGGUGCCUCCAGCAAACAUACAGCCAUUACAGCAGCAGCAGCAGCAGCAGAUGCAAUCGCAGCAACAGCAGCAACAACAGCAACAGCAGUUCACACAGCAGCAACAGCAAGUGCAG